GGGAGGCGGGGCCCGAGCGCGUCCCGCGGCGGCCGGAGCCCUGGCGCUGCCCUGCGCGUCCCGCGGUCCCGGAGCGGCGGCCGCCUCGCCCCGCCAUGCUCCUGCUGCUGGGGCUGUGCCUGGGGCUGCCCCUCUGCGCGGGGGCGCAGGGGGAGCCGCGGAGCUGGGGCGACACUUCGGAGCAAGUUGCACUCAGGGUCCCGAGACAAGUCCGGCUCUUGCAGAGGCUGAAAACCAAGCCUUUGAUGACGGAAUUCUCGGUGAAGUCCACCAUCAUUUCCCGUUAUGCCUUCACCACGGUUGCCUGCAGGCUGCUCAACAGAGCCUCGGAGGACCAGGAAGUUGAGUUUCAGAUGCAAAUUCCGGCGGCCGCUUUCAUCACCAACUUCACGAUGCUUAUUGGAGACGAGGUAUAUCGGGGUGAAAUUAUAGAGAGAGAAAAGAAGGAUGGUGACAGGGUGAAAGAGAAACGGAAUAAAACCGCAGAAGAUAAUGGGGAGAAGGGGACUGAAGUGUUCAGGGCCUCUUUGGUGAUUCCCAGCAAGGACAAAGCCGCCUUCUUCCUAAGUUACGAAGAGCUUUUGCAGAGGCGCCUUGGGAAGUACGAGCACGUGGUCAGCGUGCGGCCCCAGCAGCUGGCCGGGAGGCUGUCGGUGGAGGUGAACAUUCUGGAGCAGUCGGGCAUCGCGUCGCUGCAGGUGCUGCCCCUGCAGAACAGCCGGCAGAAGGGCAGUGGACGAGGGGAAGAUGAUUCUGGACCGCCUCCUUCUACCGUUAUCAACCAAAACGAGACUUUUGCCAAAAUAGUUUUUAAGCCCAGUGUGGUGCAACAAGCCAAGAUUGCCCAGAAUGGAAUUUUGGGAGACUUCAUUGUUCGCUAUGACGUCAACAGGGAACAGAGCAUUGGGGACAUCCAGGUGCUAAAUGGCUAUUUUGUGCACUACUUUGCUCCUAAAGACCUGCCUCCAUUGCCCAAGAACGUGGUGUUUGUGCUCGACAGCAGUGCCUCCAUGGUCGGAACCAAACUCCGGCAGACCAAGGACGCGCUCUUCACGAUCCUCCAUGACCUCCGACCCCAGGACCGUUUCAGCAUCAUUGGAUUUUCCAACCGGAUCAAAGUGUGGAAGGACCACUUGAUCGCAGUCACCCCAGACCACGUCAGGGAUGGCAAAGUCUACAUCCACCACAUGUCCCCCACCGGAGGCACAGACAUCAACGGGGCCCUGCAGAGGGCCAUCGCGCUGCUCAACAACUACAUGGCCCAGGACGACAUUGAGGACCGGAGCGUGUCCCUCAUCAUCUUCCUGACCGACGGGAAACCCACCGUGGGAGAGACCCACACCCUCACGAUUCUCAACAACACCCGGGAGGCAGCCCGAGGCCGCAUCUGCAUCUUCACCAUCGGCAUCGGCAACGACGUGGACUUCAGGCUGCUGGAGAGACUGUCCCUGGAGAACUGCGGCCUCACGCGGCAUGUGCAGGAGGAGGAGGACGCGGGCUCGCAGCUCAUCGGGUUCUACGAUGAGAUCAGGACUCCCCUCCUUUCUGACAUCCGCGUGGACUACCCGGCCAGCGCAGUGGAACAUGCCACCAAAACCCUGUUCCCCAACUACUUCAACGGCUCAGAGAUCAUCGUCGCGGGGAAGCUGGUGGACAGGCAGCUGGAUCAGUUGCACGUGGAGGUCACUGCCAGCAACAGCAAGAAAUUCGUCAUCCUGAAGGCGGACGUGCCCGUGGGGCCCCAGAAGGUGGGGGGCGACCUCCCUGGGAGCCCUGGGCCCAGAGGGGACGGUGAGGAGGACCCCAACCCCCUGGAGCGCCUCUGGAGCUACCUCAUGGUGAAGGAGCUGCUGAGCUCGUGGCUGCAGAGUAACGACGGGCGGGAGAAGGAGCGGCUGCGGCAGCGGGCCCAGGCGCUGGCCGUGAGCCGGCGCUUCCUCACCCCCUUCACCACCAUGAGGCUGAAGAAGCCGGGCCCUCCCUCGGGCAGCCUGGAGGAGGCCCAUGGCCUGUCGGCUGCGGUGGGACCCGAACCGGUGUUGCAGAGCUUGCGAGGGGCCAGCACGCUGCCAGGACCCGCACUGGAGAAACCACACGAGCCAAGAAUUAAAAUCUCCAAAACAUCAGUGGAUGGAGACCCCCAUUUCGUGGUGGACUUCCCGGCGAGCAGACUCACCGUCUGCUUCAACAUCGACGGGCAGCCCGGGGACAUCCUGAGACUGGUCUCGGAUCACGUGGACUCCGGCGUGACAGUGAACGGAGAGUUAAUCGGGGCCCCCGCUCCUCCCAACGGCCACAAGAAGCAGCGCACGUACUUCGGCACCAUCACCAUCCUCGUCAACAAGCCCGAGAGGUCGUACCUCGAGAUCACACCCAACAGAGUCAUCCUGGACGGGGGGGACAGGCUGGUCCUCCCCUGCAACCGGAGCGUGGUGGUGGGCAGUCGGGGGCUGGAGGUGUCUGUGUCCGCCAAUGCCAACGUCACCGUCACCAUCCAGGGCUCCAUUGCCUUCGUCAUCCUCAUCCACCUCUACAAGAAGCCGGCUCCCUUCCAGCGGAACCACCUGGGCUUCUACAUCUCCAGCAGCCACGGCCUCUCCGGCGGCUGCCACGGCCUGCUAGGUCAGUUCCUGCACCAGGAGGCCGAACUCACAGAGGAGCCCAGGGGGCUUGGCAGGAAUCUCACUCACCUGCUGUCCUCCCAGGUGCCGGAGCCGUCUGAGGCCGUCCUCAAAGUGAAAGGGCGCCGGGUCCCCGUGGUCUGGAAGCAGAGGAAGAUUUACAACGGGGAGGAGCAGGUGGACUGCUGGUUUGCCAGGAACAGCGCCGCCACGCUGAUCGACGGGGAGUACAGGGAUUACCUGGCGUCUCACCCGUUCGACACAGAGAUGACGCUUGGCCUGGGAAUGCCGGAGGGACGCUGAGGCUGGCACGAGUGCGUGGCAGGGUGGGUGAUCGGGGGGACUCGGUGGUGCAGCUCAUCUCGGGGCCCGUGUGCUGUGUGCGCCUCCGCUCUUGGCAAGCAGCUGCCCCCGUGACCCUCGCCGGGUGGGGUGUAGGUCCCGCGUCUGUGAGCAGAGGGGACGGGCGGGGAGCUCGAGCGCCAGUGUCACUUCCUCCUACUCGCUCUUCCUGCCUCCUGCACCCUCCCUUCUGCAGCAGAGAAACCUGGUAGCACCGCGGGGAGAAAGGUCACAGUCAAAAGCAAGAGAGUCUGUUUCUUGUGCCAACCGGCUUGUCUGUCCCACAGCCCUCCGUAAGGUCACACCUGCUGGUGAAGGAAGGUUGCUGCGAAACGUGUUUUCUCCGUGGAAACGGCCAACCUCGGGCAGUCUGCUUUUUGCCUCAUGCUGACGCUUAGGAAUCUCUCCUUUUAGUACCGUGCGUUCCCCAGAUGUUCAGCCAACCUCUGCCUCAAAGGAAGCUCCCGUGGAAGCCAGGCCACCGGUCAUGCAAACGGUGCAUGAAUGCGAUCAUUGUAAACAAUUGAGUCUUUUCUUAGGAGAGGGUUUUCUUCUGCUGUGGUAUCUCACCCUUAAAAUUAGUUUUCAUUUGCAAAAGUAGUUGAACAUGGAACAAUGGGCAUUCUCUCUCUGAUGGGCUUUGUAAACCGCUUGACUUUGUGAGUGGGUAUUCUCCAGUUUAUUCCAGUAAGACAACAGACAACCCGCGUGGGUGGCUUUCACUGGCCCGUCUUGGUGCUGGAGAGUCUGCCUGUGCAGUGAUGAAACUUUUACUUGGAGCCCUUCGGCCUUUGCCAGAGUUCCUGGACCAUUACGGCUUGUGGUCCUCCAGGAGGUGAUGAAUCACAUGUGCAUGGCACUGGGACGGGGGGCAGAGCCAGCACAGGGCGCGCCUGUCAGUGGACCCACAGCGGGAAGCGUGUACGUGCUUAGAGAAGUUGAAAAGGCUUCCCUCCUCUCAGAUGGGCAAAAACCAGGAAAUCCGUGUGAACAGGGAGUUUGGUUCCAAAACUUGUACAAACCUGAUCUGCUAAGGAAAAGGUUAAAAUCAGCGAAGGUCACCCUUCUCAUU
Messenger RNA from Lemur catta (Ring-tailed lemur), 4035 nucleotides. It is a transcript of the gene ITIH5, whose product is annotated as inter-alpha-trypsin inhibitor heavy chain 5. Bases 96 to 2924 code for a protein of 942 amino acids. The record is from RefSeq and is a predicted model, not a curated record. Gene Ontology annotation, biological process: hyaluronan metabolic process. Gene Ontology annotation, molecular function: serine-type endopeptidase inhibitor activity. Lineage: Eukaryota; Metazoa; Chordata; Mammalia; Primates; Lemuridae. The transcript has 14 exons.